Molecule: messenger RNA, 328 nt
Organism: Staurois parvus
Lineage: Eukaryota; Metazoa; Chordata; Amphibia; Anura; Ranidae
Source: the annotation of a GenBank genome assembly
AUGCAAAUAGCUUCUACAAAUAUUUGUGAAAGACUGUGCAACAAGUCCAUCUGUGAAAUUUCCUUGCUACUAAAUAUUCCACGACCAACUGCUAGUGGUAUUAUAACAAAGUGGAAGCAACUGGGAGCAACAGCAACUCAGCCAUGAAGUGGAAGGCCACUUAAAUUGACAAAGCGGGGUCAGCUCAUGCUUAGCACACAGUGCACAGAAGUUGCUAUCUGCAGAAUCAAAUGCUAAAGAUCUCACAAACUUUGUGUAGCCUUCAGAUUAGCACAACAAAAGAGAGCUUCAUGGAAUGGGGUUCUAUGGCCAAGCAGCUGCAUCCAAG